AUGGACAAAAAGAUUGAUGAUGGCCGCCGUUUCAUCGAAAACAUGGAAACAAAUGCCUUGAAAAUCAAGCUCAGCGAGGAGUUGAUUACCAAGGAACUACAAGAUGCUCAGAUUCGUAUGUCAUCCCCUCCACCUCCCGAUGGUAAUCUAACCAAAGCAGGCAUACAGUCGUUAUCUAAGCUUCAAUCGGUAGUCAUGGAACGCCUGGCAAACCUUCAAGCCAUAGCCCAAGACAUGCCAUCCUGUGAGCUAGCUCCCAUUGAAGCCCUACGCGACGGAAGCCCCGCAAGCAGGUCGGAAACACUUUAG
Molecule: messenger RNA, 309 nt
Organism: Penicillium samsonianum
Lineage: Eukaryota; Fungi; Ascomycota; Eurotiomycetes; Eurotiales; Aspergillaceae
Exons: 1
Coding region: 1-309 (102 amino acids)
Source: RefSeq, a predicted model, not a curated record